Cladocopium goreaui is the source of this 2048-nucleotide messenger RNA. Lineage: Eukaryota; Dinophyceae; Suessiales; Symbiodiniaceae. The record is from the annotation of a GenBank genome assembly.
AUGGAACUGCCGGAAUUGCGGCUUCUGGUUCGAGAUGUGGUUGUGAAGGCAUGCGCGCUGACCUCGGAUUUGCAGCAGAGCCUUAUAAAGGACGAGGCGACUUCGGUGCUAUCCAAGGAUGAUUUCUCUCCAGUCACGGUGGCGGAUUUUGCCUGUCAGGCGCUGAUCACUUUGCUCUUGGAGCCCCGGUGUCCCCUCCCCAUGCUGGGUGAGGAGGACGCUCAGGCCCUGCGAAACGAUGAACGCCUUGCGGCAGAGGUCCAUGGCCACGUUGAAAAGUUUUUGCCCGGUGUGUCCGUGGCCGAUGUUAUAGAAGCCUUGGACCGUGGUCGACAUGAAGGAGGACUUGGCAGCUUCUGGGUCUUGGAUCCCAUUGAUGGCACGAAAGGCUUCCUGCGGAAGGAGCAAUAUGCCAUCUGCCUCUGCAUGGUGAAAGAUGGCACCAUCAUGGCGUCGGCUCUGGGGUGUCCCAAUCUGCCGGCAGAGGGGCCGGGCGUUGCCAGCGCUGGCGGCCACGGCUGCGUCUUCCACGCGGCCAAGGGCCUUGGCGCGGCGCAGCUGGACCUGCGAAGUGGCGAAGAACGGACCAUCCGAGUGGACCAGGAAGCAGCGAACACGUACGUUGAGUCUUACGAAUCAGCCCAUUCUAGCCACGGAGCGCACUCACAAAUCGCUGAGCGUUUGAAGUUGCAGCCACCACUUCGUAUGGACAGCCAAUGCAAGUUUGGAGUGGUGGCACGUGGACAAGCGAGUCUCUAUUUGAGGUUGUCUGACCGUGAGCAGAAGAUUUGGGACAUCGCUCCUGGUACCCUUGUUGUGGAAGAAGCUGGUGGUCAGGUGAGCGAUUCGGAGGGCCGACCCUUGUGCUUCUCCUUGGGUCGGACCGUGGGCGUUCGGGAGCUCUUGGCGUCCAACGGCACCAUCCACGGCCAGACCUUGGAAGCCAUUGCGGCCUGUCACAGACCGAUUUCAAGCAUUGCUCCGCCGAAUACCAUGGCCGCCAUGGAACUCCCGGAACUGCGGCUGCUGGUUCGAGAUGUGGUCGUGAAGGCAUGUGCGCUGACCUCGGAUUUGCAGCAGAGCCUUAUAAAGGACGAGGCGACUUCGGUGCUAUCCAAGGAUGAUUUCUCUCCAGUCACGGUGGCGGAUUUUGCCUGUCAGGCGCUGAUCACUUUGCUCUUGGAGCCCCGGUGUCCCCUCCCCAUGCUGGGUGAGGAGGACGCUCAGGCCCUGCGAAACGAUGAACGCCUUGCGGCAGAGGUCCAUAGCCACGUUGAAAAGUUUUUGCCCGGUGUGUCCGUGGCCGAAGUCAUAGAAGCCUUGGACCGUGGUCGACAUGAAGGAGGACUUGGCAGCUUCUGGGUCUUGGAUCCCAUUGAUGGCACGAAAGGCUUCCUGCGGAAGGAGCAAUAUGCCAUCUGCCUCUGCAUGGUGAAAGAUGGCACCAUCAUGGCGUCGGCUCUGGGGUGUCCCAAUCUGCCGGCAGACGGGCCGGGCGUUGCCAGCGCUGGCGGCCACGGCUGCGUCUUCCACGCGGCCAAGGGCCUUGGCGCGGCGCAGCUGGACCUGCGAAGUGGCGAAGAACGGACCAUCCGAGUGGACCAGGAAGCAGCGAACACGUACGUUGAGUCUUACGAAUCAGCCCAUUCUAGCCACGGAGCUCACUCACAAAUCGCUGAGCGGUUGAAGCUGCAGCCACCACUUCGUAUGGACAGCCAAUGCAAGUUUGGAGUGGUGGCACGUGGACAAGCGAGUCUCUAUUUGAGGUUGUCUGACCGUGAGCAGAAGAUUUGGGACAUCGCUCCUGGUACCCUUGUUGUGGAAGAAGCUGGUGGUCAGGUGAGCGAUUCGGAGGGCCGACCCUUGUGCUUCUCCUUGGGUCGGACGGUGGGCGUUCGGGAACUCUUGGCGUCCAACGGCACCAUCCACGGCCAGACCUUGGAAGCCAUUGCGGCCUGUCACAGACCGUGACGACCGCCGGUCGGCCAUGGUCGGCUUCGAAAAAGCUGCGCAUGCUGAGAAGGGAAAUGUUGGCAGAUGAUUCAUUG